Messenger RNA from Vanrija pseudolonga, 1642 nucleotides. It is a transcript of the gene YDJ1, whose product is annotated as Mitochondrial protein import protein MAS5. NCBI's taxonomy places the organism in Eukaryota, Fungi, Basidiomycota, Tremellomycetes, Trichosporonales, Trichosporonaceae. Gene Ontology annotation, cellular component: cytosol; cytoplasm; nucleus. The transcript has 7 exons. Gene Ontology annotation, biological process: protein refolding; response to heat. The record is from RefSeq and is a predicted model, not a curated record. Gene Ontology annotation, molecular function: ATP binding; Hsp70 protein binding. Bases 214 to 1506 code for a protein of 430 amino acids.
UAGCAGUGCAGUGCAUCAUUGUAAUUCAACUUGGCUUUGUGCUACUACCCUCAUUGUUACCCCGAGGGCCAACCACCCGGCCCCAUUUUCCACCUCCCCCUGGCGCGACACGACAAGCCUUGUCGCCACGAAACCACAAAAUUCCCCUUGAUCCUUCUCUCUCACUUUUAUCAUCACCGUCACCGGUCAUCUACAACCCCAUCGUGUAUCAAAAUGGUCAAGGAGACUACUAUGUUCCCUCCACCACCACCUGCCAUUCCUCGCCUUCUCCCGUAUCGCCCCGCUACCUACCAACCCACUGUUGCGCUAUUUAGCGACCUUCUCGGCGUUUCGCCCUCUGCCGGCGAUGACGAGAUCAAGAAGGCCUACAGGAAAAAGGCCCUCAAGCACCACCCCGACAAGGGCGGUGACCCCGAGCUCUUCAAGGAGUUGACGCACGCCUACGAGGUCCUCUCGGACAACAACAAGCGUGCCGUCUACGACCAGGCGGGCAAGGAGGGCCUUGAGAACGGCGGCCCCGGCGGCAUGGGCGGCAUGGACCCCCAGGACCUGUUCAGCCAGCUGUUCGGCGGUGGCGGCGGCGGUUUCUUCGGUGGUGGUGGUGGUCGUCCCUCGGGCCCUCGCCGAGGCAAGGACCUCGUCCACCGCAUUGCCGUUACGCUCGAGGACCUGUACCGCGGCAAGGUGCAGAAGCUCGCGCUCUCCAAGUCGGUCAUCUGCAAGGGCUGCGACGGUCGUGGUGGCAAGAAGGGCGCUGUCAAGACGUGUCCUUCAUGCCGCGGUCAGGGUGUCAAGGUCAUGUUCCGCCAGCUCGGCCCCAUGAUGCAGCAGAUCCAGCAGCCCUGUAACGAGUGUGAGGGCACUGGUGAGAUCAUGGACCCCAAGGACCGGUGCAAGACCUGCCACGGCAAGAAGGUCGUUUCGGAGCGCAAGGUCCUCGAGGUCCACAUCGACAAGGGCAUGAAGUCUGGCCAGCAGAUCAAGUUCAACGGCGAGUCGGACCAGGCGCCUGGCAUUGUACCGGGAGAUGUGGUUAUUGUUAUCGAGGAGAAGCCCCACGCCCGCUUCCAGCGCAAGGGUGACGACCUCUUCACCGAGGCCGACAUCGACCUCCUCACUGCCCUGGCCGGCGGCGAGUUCACCAUCCCCCACCUCGACGACCGCACUCUGCACGUCACGAUUGUCCCCGGCGAGAUCAUCAAGCCCGGAGCUCUCAAGACCAUCACUGGCCAGGGUAUGCCCUCGUACCGCCACCACGAGCUGGGCGACCUGUUUGUGCGCCUCAACGUCAUCUUCCCCGACAGCCUCGACCCCACCGCGUUCCCUCUGCUUGAGAAGGCCCUGCCCAAGCGCCCCGAGCUGCCCAAGCUCGAGAAGGGCCACCACCUCGACGAGGUUACCCUUGAGGAGCCCAACGACCGCCAGCGCCGCACCGCUGCGUCGAACGGCGACGACAUGGACGAGGAUGACGAUGACCGCCCGGGAGUCCAGUGCGCGCAGCAAUAAUUCAUGUCAACCAGUUGACCACCAUGCAAUCGCAGAACCAUAUACCCGCCGGCUAUGUAAGUCGCGUGAUAGAGCCACGUCAAUGUCUGUCCAUGAUCUUCGCAUUGGUGGUCGAGAUGCAUUUGUACACUGUGCA